CCUCGCAAUCGGGCAGCCUCGCGCGCGGCGUGCGGCGCGGCAACGGGUGCUCGCGAAGCGCGAUCCAUCGCUGCGGUCGCCGCAUCAGUCGCAGGCGCCGUGCCGCCCCUCAAAACGCUCCGUAGCGGGCAGCAUAGCAGCGAGACGCCAUCGCCGCGCGCCACGAUGAUGCGCCUCGCACUGAUAGCACUCCUCCUAACCACAACGAGCGCCUACGACCCCGUCAUCGCCGCGCAGAUGGACGCCGAGGACGAAGAGAAGAACAAGCCCGGCGGCGAGUACGACGUAGAGAUCAGAGAAGCUCUGUUAGCAGCAGGGUUCCCCUACGAGGAAGGAGAUUUGGUGCCCGAGCCCUACGAGAACAUCGAGCCCGAGCCCUGUUUAUCCAUAGCGUCCGUGACCCUCCAACUCGACACGGAAGUUGUUUUACGUUUCAGAGACUCGUUUACCGAUGAUGUCGGAGAUGUCAUCGAUCUCGUGGAUGAAAGGAAGUUGACGAGCGGUGGCCACUGCGAGGACGACUCGGCCUGCGUCGCUGGAGUCAUAUUGGAUCGCAUACGGAACGUCCGCGAGGCCAUGGAGAGACUCCAGCGGGGCUGGUGGGACGAGCCCUUCGUUCUUAAAGCAGCGUACAACGAUACGCAGCUGUCGGUGAAUGCGACGAUCGACGAUUUGUUCAUUGACGGGUUACGAGCGAUCAAGGCCCAUGUGUGUUUUGCGUUAUCCGACAAAGAUGUUGGAGAUGCCUGCGUGCCCAUCACCGAACAAUCUUAUGAGGUGCCACUUCUUCUAACGGUGACCGGAGCGUCCCCCGGUGCGCAUAGAGUAUACGCGUGGAUGGAGGCGGCAGGUGCUGACGACGAAUGCCGGGACUUACUGAGGAGAGAUCGCCAAACAAUAGAGUACUUCGUGCCGGCCUGGACGAACUCCUACUGGGAACCGUUCCGGAACUACACCAUCAAAAGCUAUAUAGGGUAUGACGUACGAAUCGUUCAGGGCAAGGGGACGUAUGGUAUUGAUGGCGUGCGCAUUCUAGCUUAUGGUGGAAGUGAAAAGCUUGCUGUCGGAAACUUCUCGUCGAUAGGGCCCGGAGUGUCUAUCUUACUGGGUGGCGAGCACCGCUACGGGUGGACGAGCACGUUCCCGUUCCCCGCGUUCGACCCUCGAGCCGCCGCUCUGACGCAGAAGCACGCGGUCUCGAAGGGCGACGUGGUGAUUGGUUCGGAUGUGUUCGUAGGCGCCGACGCCAAAAUCUUAUCUGGUGUGCAAAUCGGCCACGGUGCCGUCAUCGGCGCCGGUGCGGUGGUGGCGAAAAAUGUGAGGCCCUACGCCAUUGUGGUGGGCAACCCCGCGAAAGAAAUUAAGAGACGCUUCGACGACGCAACGGUGCAGAAACUCUUAGACCAGGCGUGGUGGGCCUGGGACGAUGUUGACGUCGUGGCCAACUUUGAGAAGCUCAUGGCGCCCCCUGUCUAAUG
Messenger RNA from Pelagomonas calceolata, 1478 nucleotides. The record is from the annotation of a GenBank genome assembly. Lineage: Eukaryota; Pelagophyceae; Pelagomonadales; Pelagomonadaceae.